CACGAUGGAUACAAUACCAUGCCUUUUACUUCUGCUGCUUUUCGCCACCAUCAUACCAGAAAACGCCGGCCUCCAGUGUCACUGUGAGCGCUGCAGUGCCAACUCUAGCUGCACUACAGAUGGUGUCUGUUUCGUCAAUAUUCGCAAGACUGGCUCACGCUUGACGACGGAGCUGCGCCAGUGUGUUCACAAUAAAGAACUGUUACCGCGGGAUCGCCCCUUCAUAUGUGCACCCUCCUUCAAGCAUGAUACAGGCUUUUAUCCCAUUUGCUGUAACACAGAUUACUGCAACAAGGACCCUGACCUCAAAAGUUUACCAGUCCCAACUGUGAAGACUCCACCUUUGGGACCUGUGGCUCUUGCUGCCGUGAUUGCCGGACCAGUUUGUGUACUCUGCUUGCUGCUCGUUUUGGCUUUUUAUGUCUGCCAUAGCCACCGGGUCCUGGGGGCUGGCGGGGCUGGUGCCCACCAUCACCACCACCACCGGGUACCUAAUGAAGAAGAUCCCUCAAUGGACCAUCCCUUCAUCACUGUAGGAACAACACUGAAGGACCUUAUCUAUGACAUGACCACCUCUGGUUCUGGAUCAGGCCUGCCACUUCUUGUCCAGAGAACCAUCGCUCGAACCAUCAUCUUACAGGAGAGCAUAGGGAAAGGGCGUUUCGGCGAGGUGUGGCGAGGUAAAUGGCGUGGUGAGGAAGUGGCUGUGAAGAUUUUCUCCUCCCGGGAGGAGCGGUCUUGGUUCCGAGAGGCUGAGAUCUACCAGACCGUGAUGCUGAGACAUGAGAAUAUUUUGGGCUUCAUCGCCGCAGACAACAAAGAUAAUGGCACAUGGACUCAGCUGUGGCUGGUGUCAGACUACCAUGAGCACGGCUCCUUGUUUGACUACCUGAAUCGCUACACUGUCACCGUUGAAGGCAUGAUCAAACUAUCUCUGUCUACAGCCAGUGGCUUGGCACACCUCCACAUGGAGAUUGUGGGCACACAAGGUAAACCAGCAAUUGCCCACAGAGAUCUGAAGUCAAAGAACAUUCUGGUAAAGAAGAAUGGGACCUGCUGCAUUGCAGACUUGGGUCUAGCUGUCCGUCACGACUCAGCUACUGACACCAUUGACAUUGCUCCAAAUCACAGAGUGGGAACAAAAAGGUACAUGGCCCCAGAAGUACUGGACGACUCCAUAAACAUGAAACACUUUGAAUCUUUCAAGCGGGCGGAUAUUUAUGCCAUGGGAUUGGUCUUCUGGGAGAUUGCCAGUCGAUGCUCCAUGGGAGGGAUUCAUGAGGACUACCAGCUGCCAUACUAUGACCUGGUUCAGUCUGAUCCAUCAGUGGAAGAAAUGAGGAAGGUGGUUUGUGAGCAGAAGCUUCGCCCUAACAUUCCCAACCGUUGGCAGAGCUGUGAGGCGUUACGUGUCAUGGCUAAGAUCAUGAGGGAGUGCUGGUACGCUAACGGCGCUGCCCGGCUCACCGCCCUGCGGAUCAAGAAGACUUUGUCACAGCUCAGCCAACAGGAGGGCAUCAAAAUGUAGACAAACUACCAAACAUGCACACAAACACAUUUCAGACUGGCAUCCAUGUUAUUAGCAUUACAUUGACAUUAUUAUUAUUAUUAUUAUUAUGCAUUAAUUGUUCUUCCCCUCCGCAUUGCAAGGGAAGUUGAGACAUUCUUUUUUUUUUUUUUUUAUCUACUUAUAACUCACUGAUUGGUGAGUUUUGCAUUUAAAGCAGAAGACUUGUGUUGCACACCUGAAUCCGUCGAUGGAUUUGCGGGUAACAGAAGAAGGGCGUGCUCACACUCGGCCAUUCAUGCCAAGCUCCGUUUAGGUACCAUCCCCUCUCCCUCUCCUGGUCUGGCUUUGGUGAGUCAGCCCUUUUGCUUCUACGUCGCUCUGUUGUCUCGGUGGAAUAUUUUCAUUCUUCAGGUGAAUUACUUAUGAUGACACACACCAAUUUACUCACAGUUUGUGAGUAAGCUAUCGUGCCAUAGGUUUUGACUUUUGGAUUAUUUUAAGGAUUCCUGUUUAUUUCUCUAACGGAAAUCGUGACCCUCCUCUUUCAAUUGUGCCAAAGCAGGGGAAGCGUACCAAACUUUACACCAGCCAAACGUGCCAGGCUUUUAGGGACCGGCGCGAUAUGAUUGGCCUAGCGUGAGUACACCCUUAAUCUAAUGAGGGACGUCAGUGCCUGAGAUCACCUUGUAAUACAAAGACUUUUCAGGACCCAUCGGGGCGUGGCCACCCCAGCCUGGCCUUCAUUGCUCAGACCUCCAGUCUGCUGGCGUCACCUCUGAGCUGCCUUACAUGUUAAUCACCACCGCCUCGUUUGCAUUAUUUAGCAUUUCAUUCUUCACCUCAAUUGAGCUACUCUGGAGGGGGGAUGCAUUGACGGCGUCGAUGCGAUCUGUCACAAUAGCCCCAUCCACCGAGACGUUUGUGAAGGAAUGUAACGUUGCGAAGUCCUCCCACAGUACUCGUAGCACUGAAAAUAUUACGACACUCAAAAUGUCCCAUCAACUUGGUUUUGAUUUUCUUACUAAUGUAUUAUUAAUACGUGUUAUUUUCCCAUCACCCUGUGGUUUAUCAAGGCGGUGGAAAGGUCUGUUUAAUUUAUUCUUUUUUUUGUUCCUUUUUCUUUGAGCUAAAAAACUGGACAUGACAACUUCACUGAGUUUUAGCAGACACGCUGCAUCAUAUGCAAUUUACAGUAGAUCAAGUUUUCUCGACUCUGGUAAAACCACAAACAACAAUCAGCUGCCACCAUGCCUUCCAGUACAGCUGUUAGCAGGAAGUGCCAGUGCUUUAAGGAAAACCCAACUCCUGUCAUGUCCGCUGCUGGGCAAGGCAUUUCUCUCUUGCAUUUAUGCAGCUCUGUGUGUGCGAGAGAGGGAGUGAGUGUGUGUCAGGAGCCAUGUGGAAGCCCAUCUGAGCAUUAAGUAGCUCAUACUAUGCACACUCUAAAAGAGCAGGAGGGAAGCAACACCUCAACAACAACCUCUACUCUCUGGUUCCAUUUCACCCUGCCCUCAUGCAAGUCAACACACAAACACCUCAGCAACAAUCUUUUGGACAACUUGUCCUCUCAGUGGACUGUGGCAAGCCAUGAUCUUUGUAUGGGGCACACGGCGACACAACACGUCUCCUUUUUGUGUUUCGGUGCAAAGUGGGCUGGGUUUUUUUUCUGUUUAGGUUUAACAACAAAUGAUUCAUCUAAAAAUAGCAAGCAGAUGUGUACUAAGCCAUAGGUUGUCAAACGUGUGUAAAUACGACAGUGGUACCUCGGUUUUCGUUAGUGUUCAAUGAAGGCUGAAUCGUUCUUAAACAAUUUUCCUUUGAGAAAUAAUGUAAACGAGAUGAAUCCGUUCCAGACUCUAAACACAUUUUAUGGAGAAUAAUUCUAGUAUUCCUUGCAGAAACCAAUGUGAAAUACUUAUAAUUGAUUAAUAAAAAGUGAGAGCCACAUUCCCACUUUGCUACGAGUACUUUCUUGAAAUAUUUAUCAAAGUGCUGGCACUCGCAACUUUCUUUGGCCCCAUAACAGAUUAUUUUGCGUUCAUAUGCCACAAAAAAGUACAUGAAUUGAAUCAUUAAAGCGUGGGAUUCUUUGAUUGGGUACUAGUUUGUUACGGCAAAAACCGGAGCAAACUUUUGGGUUGAAAAUCAAAUUGUACGAAAACUGAGGUGCCACUGUUUAUAUAAUAUAUAUAUACUGUAUAAAUAUAUGUAUAUAUGCUUCAGAGAACCAGCAUCCUCUGCAGUGAACAUUUUGGGUUUUGCAUGUAUGCCAAAAUGUGUAAAUCUUGACAAAACCAGUCUUUCCUCGUCACAUCACCCUUCAAAGAUUGCAGCUUCACUAUAUCGCAGAUUCAUUUUAGUGUGUUUUUUAAAUAAAUAAAUAAUUUCAAGCAUAAAGAUGUCUAAAUGAACUAAAAUGUUAAUACCACAGUAGUAUUGGCCACCAAACCAAUCAAAGUGCGCUGUUCAGUAUCGUGGCCACUGAUUGGCUCAGCCUCAGACAGCAUUACUCUAUUGGAUUAAAGGGGUAGGAAAGUGACUUAAAGAUGUUAUUGCUCAUAACGUUGAAAUCUAUAUUUACACACAUACAAUGUUUGGUGUGUGAAUGUUGCAUCAUCUUUUAUUUAUGUAAACUACACAAUGGAUGGCAUACAUGUUUAUUUGAUGUAUAUAUUUUCAGUUUUUCAAACUUAAAUGAAGGAAGAAGUAUAAAGAAAUACAACUAAGGAAGGAAAAUAAUUCAAAAGGAGCAUCAAUCCAACAAAAACUAGUUUCUUUUUCCUCACUACAAACCCUGUUUCCAUAUGAGUUGGGAAAUUGUGUUAGAUGUAAAUACAAACGGAAUAAAAUGAUUGCAAAUCAUUUUCAACACAUAUUCAGUUGAAUAUGCUACAAAGACAACAUAUUUGAUGUUCAAACUGAUAAACAUUUUUUUUUUUGCAAAUAAUCAUUAACUUUAGAAUUUGAUACCAGCAACACGUGACAAAGAAGUUGGGAAAGGUGGCAAUAAAUACUGAUAAAGUUGAGUAAUGCUCAUCAAACACUUAUUUGGAACAUCCCACAGGUGAACAGGCAAAUUGGGAACGGGUGGGUGCCAUGAUUGGGUAUAAAAGUAGAUUCCAUGAAAUACUCAGUCAUUCACAAACAAGGAUGGGGCGAGGGUCACCACUUUGUCAACAAAUGCGUGAUUUAACAGUUUAAGAAAAUCCUUUCUCAACCAGCUAUUGCAAGGAAUUUAGGGAUUUCACCAUCUACGGUCCGUAAUAUCAUCCAAGGGUUCAGAGAAUCUGGAGAAAUCACUGCACGUAAGCAGCUAAGCCCGUGACCUUCGAUCCCUCAGGCUGUACUGCAUCAACAAACGACAUCAGUGUGUAAAGGAUAUCACCACAUGGGCUCAGAAACACUUCAGAAACCCACUGUCAGUAACUACAGUUGGUCGCUACAUCUGUAAGUGCAAGUUAAAACUCUCCUAUGCAAGGCGAAAACCGUUUAUCAACAACACCCAGAAACGCCGUCGGCUUCGCUGGGCCUAAGCUCAUCUUAGAUGGACUGAUACAAAGUGGAAAAGUGUUCUGUGGUCUGACGAGUCUACAUUUCAAAUUGUUUUUGGAAACUGUGGAUGUCGUGUCCUCCAGACCAAAGAGAAAAAGAACCAUCUGGAUUGUUAUAGGCGCAAAGUUGAAAAGCCAACAUCUGUGAUUGUAUGGGGGUGUAUUAGUGCCCAAGACAUGGGUAACUUACACAUCUGUGAAGGUAGGCGCCAUUAAUGCUGAAAGGUACAUACAGGUUUUGGAGCAACAUAUGUUGCCAUCCAAGCAACGUUACCAUGGACGCCCCUGCUUAUUUCAGCAAGACAAUGCCAAGCCACGUGUUACAUCAACGUGGCUUCAUAGUAAAAGAGUGCGGGUACUAGACUGGCCUGCCUGUAGUCCAGACCUGUCUCCCAUUGAAAAUGUUUGGCGCAUUAUGAAGCCUAAAAUACCACAACGGAGACCCCCGGACUGUUGAACAACUCCAACAACAAUUCCACCUGAGAAGCUUAAAAAAAUGUCUCUCCUCAGUUCCCAAACGUUUACUGAGUGUUGUUAAAAGGAAAGGCCAUGUAACACAGUGGUGAACAUGCCCUUUUCCAACUACUUUGGCACGUGUUGCAGCCAUGAAAGUCUAAGUUCAUUAUUAUUUGCAAAAAAAUAAAAAAUGUAUGAGUUUGAACAUCAAA
Molecule: messenger RNA, 5729 nt
Organism: Nerophis lumbriciformis (worm pipefish)
Lineage: Eukaryota; Metazoa; Chordata; Actinopteri; Syngnathiformes; Syngnathidae
Gene: tgfbr1b
Product: transforming growth factor, beta receptor 1 b
Biological process (GO): protein phosphorylation; cellular response to growth factor stimulus; heart development
Cellular component (GO): plasma membrane; signaling receptor complex
Molecular function (GO): transforming growth factor beta receptor activity, type I; ATP binding; SMAD binding
Source: RefSeq, a predicted model, not a curated record